Messenger RNA from Effrenium voratum, 4446 nucleotides. Lineage: Eukaryota; Dinophyceae; Suessiales; Symbiodiniaceae. The record is from the annotation of a GenBank genome assembly.
AUGAAGUGUUUGGAAGAGCACCGGGAGUUCUUGCCAAAGACCCUGAUGCCCCUUCUUGGCCCCUAUGGAUGUCAAGCCCUUGAAGGAGAAGGUUUGAGUCUCGCCAUGGAAUCCGGGAAAGCUGCUGCGCGGGCUUCAUUGACCAGACUAUCCACCAAAAUGCUUGAAGAUGUUCAGUCCAAACAGCCGGCGGAUUCUGAACGGCUUCUGCAGCUGUGCAAGUCAACCGAGCUCAAUGCGAUGCUGGGCACAGACCUUGAGGAAGAGUACAUCUUGAAGCCAAUGGCGGCAAAGUUGGCACCGAGUCAAGGUAACAUUGACAAUCUGGCUGCGACCAUGGAAUCAUUACACACCGAUGACUGGCAUGCUCAGCUGCUGAGCAUCAGCGAGCGUAUCACAUCUGCAGGGGAGCAUGGGUCCCGCGUGCUGAGCUCCGUCGAUUUGAGUUUCGAGAAGUUCAGUGCCAUGGUUAGCAGGCAGAUUUCCACCUGCAAAGAGAAAGUAACCACCGCCGUGAAGAAGUUGUUGGCCCCAAAGUGCGUCCCUGAAGUUUACGAGAGAUCUUGGGCAGCGCUUUCUUGGAGUGAGAUUCCGGACGAUGCACAAGAUACAGAUUCUGACAGGGACGCAGUGGAAGAGGCUGAAGCAGCCAUCAGUCAUCUUGAACAGUUGCUCCCUGCGGACACGCUGCUCAAAGUGAUGUGGCAGCGGGAUGUGGUGGAGACGGUGACUGUGGCCUUGCAGUGCGUAGGAUGGACUUUGCACAAGAACUUGUCUGACGCGCUGAAAAGAGCGAAAAGAAGGGCUCAUGACAAAGCCUUCAUCCCAACCCAUUCGUUGGGCACGGAGAUCAUCCGUGCCAUGCAGCAGGUGAAGGCCUUGGCUUCUCUUUCAGACACGCUUGCCACAGCUGCGCAAAGCUUGCAGGACCAUGCUUGUAUCAAUUUGAACAAGAAAUUGUCAUUUGCAGCAAAGGAUGCAGCCGGUUUCAUUGAUGACCUGGUGAAGAAGGAGUUGGGUGAAUGGGAGCAGGCCGACGUUAACAUCAAAGGCUGGCCUGAGUUGUUCAACCGCCACCUUAGCAUGGCCAACCAACUCCGAUGCCUCGACAAUGACGAGGGCCACGUCAGGGAUGCCUGCGCCAAGUUGUUUACGAAGGUGAAGGAAUGGCGUGAGCAGUGCUUCAAGGAAGCCACACAAGUUUUGGAGGCAGGAGGCUUCUUGGAAAACCCAUCUGCCUGGUGCCGCUUCGUGCAGAGUUGUAUCAAAGAAGGACUGGCUUUUGAACAGAGUGCGCUCUGUGGGCAGCUUGGAUUCCAGACACAGUUCCGCCCCAUGGUGGAAGCACAAUGCGAGAUUUGUCAUCAAGAAGCUGCCUCCGCACAGCAGAACUUGAAACUCGCGACGUGGCAGAAGCUCACAACAUUGAUUUCGGCCCUCCAGCAGCUACAGACUGAGGAUGCAAGGGUCGGAAGGUGGGUGAAGAGCUUGAUGGAUAGUCGCGAGCCUCUCAAUGUCGCUCUUGAAGAUGAUGAGUCUCGCUUCGAGAAGGCCCUGGCAGAAGGUCGUUUCUCUCAAGCUGCCCAACUUCUCCACAAGGUACCUUCCAGGCAGCGGCAUGGAGAUCGGCUGAUAGAGCACUUGCUGGAUGCCAUGAGCUCUGCUUCAAAGUGCAUGGACGAUGACACAGAGGUGGAGACCAUCGUCUCCGCAGUGAAAGAGGCCCGGAGGCUUAUUCAGGAAGUAGAUUGCAUGGAAGAUUCUGCGAUGCGCGCACAUGCCAGGAAGCUCCGCGAUGCGCUUGACGAGAAAUUGGCCAGGAAGUCUGAGGAAGCAAAGUUGCAGCUGCAGCUUGCCUUGGAUGGGCGGCAUGCUGCCAGUUGUGCUUUGCAGUUACGCGCGAAGAUGAUCAACAAAUCCCAGCAGAACACCGCCAGGGAGGCUGUCAUUGAGUUUGCCCAGAAGAAGAAGCAAGCCUUUGCUACAAUGAGCGUUUCCGAAUUGGUCACCUGGAUCAUUGCUCACGACAGAACCUGGAGGCAUUUGCCGCAGGAGUUCAAGAUAUCAAGCGAAGAGUACGAAGAGCUGCUGCAGGUCUUCCAAUCGCGAUUCGUUGCUGAAUUCACCAAGGAGUUCGAAAGUCUUUUCGAAGCGCUGGACGAAAAGAGGUGGGGCGGGGCGCGAGAGCACCAUCAGGACUUGAAAAAUGCUGUCGACGUCAUAGUGGAUCUGGAGUUGCUGAAGUCUUUCCGAGCCUUCAAAAAGCUCCAGACCAAGUUGCAGGGCUCGGCGGGUCGUUCCCGGUGUAUGCUGGCCAAGGACAAUGUCAAAAAGGGCGAAUUUGACGAAGCCAUUUGUGUAGUGGUGACAAGCAAUGGCGAGAAGGAAGAGGUGGAGCUGCUGGACUUGAUCAACGAACAGGUGGUGAAGAAUUUGAGGCCCUCCACAGACCCUGCCGCCCUAUAUGAACGCAUGACCUGUCUCGGCCGCUUCUUGGAGGCCGUAGGCGAAAAUCCUCCAGACGAGUUGGCGGGCCUUGCCCGAGAGGCGAGUCAAGCGUACCACAAGGCUAGGCCGGAGGUGGAGCAGAAAGCCUUGGCUGCUGUGACUGAAGUGCUUGAGGCAGCCACAGCCAUGGAUCUCGGCGGUUUGGCUGCAGCAUUGGCGAACUUCCAGCUGUUUGAAGGAGGUGUUGGCGUCACCGAAUCACGGCACAUCGAUGUCGCGCAGGCCCAGCAAAAGUUUUGGCGGCAGAUCAGAGGCAGUUGCGACAAAGUUGCUAGCAGCAUCGAUGUUGCCAACCUGGACGUGCACUCGUUGAGCCUGAGCCUGGAGCCCUUGAAAGGUUGGCUGGGCACUUUCGAAAAGCUGAGCCUUCGGAAGAAACAAGCUUUGCUGCAGCAAGACCCGCCAGAUCUCCAGGCGUGGAUGCGUGAUGUUCUUGCAGAGCCUGUGCGGCGCGUGCUUGAGCCCACCACCGUGAUGUCCUGUGUGGAGUCAAGACGGUUCACGGACAUUAGUCGUCGCUGCAGCGCCGCCAAGAGGCUGCGAGAAGUCUUGCAGACUGAGCCUUUGGAUCUGGCAGUUGUCGAGCAGCACUUCUUGCAGCGGAAGGCUUUUGCACGCCAAGCACUGGACGCCGCGAACUUUCAGCAGUUCAACUCUGAGGUGAAGGUCUGCAAGCUGGUUUCUGAGGAGUUGGCGGAAGUUCCAGUCGUGACAAAGAUUCUGGCUGAUUUGGAGAACGAUUUGAGGGAACGAUUCUUGAAUCUGCAUAUGAACAAGCUUCGUUCGGCGCAGAACAUUCCAGAUGCAGCCACUGCCAGCCAAGAAGUGAGACAGGUCGCAAACUCGGCCCCAGACACUCACGCAUGGGUGACGUCUUCCCUUGAGGAAGCCUUCGAGUCCCUGCAGAACAGUGCGACCUUCAAUGUCAAAGGCCUCGCAGCCUUAGGCUUGAAACUGCUGCAAACCCCACUGGGGCGGAUCAUUGUGGCCGAACACCCGGCAUUCUUCAAUUCCGUAAAGGACAUGCAGAGCAACGAGCUCUUCAGACGCGCUGGCGAGAGCCAGAAUCUGGAAAGCGUGGUGGGCUGCUUGACCAGGGACUCAGGCCUCGAUGGUGCCGAGUAUCAUGAGUUGGUCGCUGCUUUGCACAAUCAUGAAGUCCAGUUUGACGACUUGAAGAACAAGUACUUGUGCACAAAUGGCGGUAGACCCAUGGAGGAUAUCUUGAAAGAGGCGAAACAUGACUUAGACUGGGCAGUGCAGUCUGUCAGUUCUCCUGAUAGGAGGGAUGAAUGUGCCUUGAAGCUGGUUGCGCACAUUUCAAUUUGUUUCACUCUGGUCAAAUCUGGCAGAAAGUACUUGGACGCCCCAGUAUCUGAGCAGGAGCAGAAGUUGGUCAUUCCCCACAUGGCUCAAAUUUUGACCCUCUUUCGUUUCUUGCAGUGCCACAGGACCUCCAACACCGAUCAGUUGUGGAAGCGGGCUUUGCGCUGGGUUUGCAACAAGGUGUGCGGACCGCUUGAGGCUUCUCAGCAGCCGGAGAACCACCUGUCGCAGGUUCUGACAGGCGAAGGAAAGUGUCUGACUUUAGGUCUCUUGGCGUCGUUCUUGGCUCUGAAUGGCUUGGAGUGUGACAUUGUUUGCUACCGGAAGUUCCUCACCGAGCAAGACAGCCAGUUUAUGGAGCCCUUCUACAAAUUUCUGGGCGUGGAACGGAAGAUCCGCUACCUGACUUUCGAUGAGCUUUGCGAAGAGCGCUUGGCGCAUAUUCGAGAAGGCUCAAAGGAGUUGAUAUUUGCACCCAAAGGAAUGACCGGCAAUCGCAGGCGGAAACUAGGAGAAGCUGAGACUUGCAACUUUGCCUUUCCUUGCGCGACCCGGCACCCCUCUGCGUCGCAGGCAAGAUCGCAAGCUUGCCAAUCGGGUGUGCCUCAUUGA